Benincasa hispida (wax gourd) is the source of this 1338-nucleotide messenger RNA. RefSeq lists its product as uncharacterized. Lineage: Eukaryota; Viridiplantae; Streptophyta; Magnoliopsida; Cucurbitales; Cucurbitaceae. The record is from RefSeq and is a predicted model, not a curated record.
AUGGAGACGUUUUAUGGAGGACUGAAUAGAGCAUCGCAGAUGGCAGCAGACGUAGUAGCAGCUGGUGGACUAAUGGACAAAUCUUACACUGAGGCUAAAGAGAUACUAGACCGCAUUGCUAAACACAAUAUGGAAUGGGUGGAUGAUACGUAUGAUGGAGGAGCUGACAGGAAGAAGGGAUCUCAGAACGUUAAUUUUAUCGAUUCCAACGCAAUAGCCACACUUUUUGCUCAAGUGGCUAUGAUGACCAGCCUUCUACAGAACAUAACGCUGGGAAACGUAUCAAAUCAACAGAAGGUGAUUCAAAUAGAGGCGUUUGGGCAGCCCAUGGUUAGCUGUGUGGGCUGUGGAGAUCCUCACUCCUAUGCUGAAUGUCCACAAAACCCUCAGUUAGGAGGGCAGAUAACGAGUGAGUUGAAAAACAGGCAGCCUGGAGUUCUACCUAGCAAUACUGAAAUACCUGGGAACAAUAAUGGAAAGGAGCAAUGUCACGUGGUGACGUUGCGAAGUGGAAGAGCUCUUGAAGAAAGAAGAAUGAAUUCAAGAAAUAGCAGUCCUUUGAAAGAAUGCAUCACACGUUCAAUGGAUCAGGAAGAAAGAAUGCCCGAGACUAGAAGCCAUUCAGAACCCAAGGCUUUGGAGCAGAUGUCAACAUAUGUCAAUUUUUUUAAGGACAUUUUGACAAAGAAGAGAAGAGUUAGUGAGAAGGAAGUAAUAGCGCUAAAGAAGGAGUGUAACGCGUUAGUAAGCAAUAGUCUACCAAAGAAGCAGAAAGACCCUAGGAGCUUCACAGUUCCUUGUUCGAUAGGAGGAUUGAAUGUGGGUCAUGCGUUGUGCGAUCUAGGAGCCAACAUUAAUCUUAUGCCACUUUCAAUUUUUAAGAAAUUGGGGAUUGACGAAGCACAACCUACUUCUGUUACUCUUCAGCUCGCUGAUAGAACAAUUAAGUACCCAGAAGGGAAGAUUGAAGACGUUCUAGUGAAGGUUGACAAUCUCAUAUUCCCAGCAGACUUUAUUAUCUUGGACUAUGAAGCAGAUAGGGAGGUACCAAUUAUCCUUGGACGCCCCUUCUUAGCUACUGGGAAAGUUUUAAUUGACAUGCAUAAAGGCGAAUUAACUAUGCACGUGGACAAUGAGAAGGUGAAGUUUAAUGUGCUCAACGCAUUAAAGUUCCCAGAUAGUGAAGAUUGUCAACUAAACAGUAUUGAGUUUCCUGAAGAAGAGACUUAUGUAUGUGAGGUCCUCGCGUUGGAGGAAAACUUGAAAGAAUCAGAGCCGCCAAGUCUGAGUGAGCAACGGACAAAACUAACGCGUCCAUCACUUGAAGAACCACCAUAA